AUGGGUUGCGUCAGCUCCAAGAAGGCGAGGGCCCAGUCGCCGGCGUACGACGUCGUCGUCACCUCGGGCCGAAUCAGGAGCAGCAGGUCUGGCCGCCUGGCCGCGUCCGGCCCGAUGCAUGUCGGGCCCCUGGAGAAGAUAAGGGAGGAGCCGGAGAAGGGGGUGGAUUUGGAGGGGGGAAAGAAGGGGGAGGCCGUGGAGGAGGAUGGCGGCGGGGAAUCUGGAAAUGGGGCGAAAAGACUCGAUCUUGACGGUGGUUCAGAGGAUUCUAGGGCCGGGCCGGCGGUAUCUCAGAGGAAUGCGAGCUUCGGGUUUAAAUUCGGGAGGCUGGCGGAGGCCGAGCAGGUGGCGGCGGGUUGGCCGGCCUGGCUGACGGCGGUGGCCGGGGAAGCCAUUGAUGGGUGGGUCCCGUUGAGGUCAGAUAUGUACGAGAGGUUGGAAAAGAUUGGACAAGGCACGUACAGCACGGUUUACCGUGCACGCGACCUGAAAACCGGUAAAAUGGUCGCCGUGAAAAAGGUCCGUUUCGACAAUUUCCAACCAGACAGCGUAAGGUUCAUGGCCCGCGAGAUUUCGAUCCUCCGCAGGCUCGACCACCCGAACGUUAUGAAACUCCAAGGCAUUAUUACUUCCCGAUUAUCAUGCAGUAUAAACUUAGUUUUCGAAUAUAUGGAGCACGACCUAGCAGGGCUUUUAUCCUGUCCCGACGUAAAAUUUACCGAAUCACAGAUCAAAUGCUACAUGCGGCAACUAUUGAGUGCGAUCGAGCACUGCCACUCGCGAGGCAUAAUGCAUCGUGAUAUUAAAUCUUCGAAUAUCUUAGUGAAUAAUGAAGGGAUUUUGAAGGUAGCCGAUUUCGGGCUUGCGAAUUUCAUGAGGCCCAACAAAAGCAAUAAGCAGCCCUUGACGAGCCGCGUGGUGACCCUAUGGUACCGUCCUCCCGAGCUGCUCAUGGGGUCCACGAAUUAUGGCGAGUCCGUAGAUUUAUGGAGUGUGGGCUGUGUUUUUGCCGAACUUUUCAUCGGGAGGCCUUUGCUCAAGGGUAGAACUGAGGUCGAACAGUUGCAUAAAAUCUUCAAGCUCUGCGGUUCGCCACCGGACGAUUACUGGAAAAAGUGUCGACUUCCUCUGGCAACUAUGUUUAAACCUCAGCAGCCUUACGAGAGCACGCUUAGAGAAAGAUGCAAAGAAUUUCCGAAAAGUGCAAUCGGCCUAAUCGAGACCUUCCUCUCUGUCGAACCUUACAAACGUGGGAGUGCUUCUUCUUCACUCAAGUCCGAGUAUUUCCAUACGAAGCCUUAUGCGUGUGAUCCAUCGAGCUUGCCGAAAUACCCACCAUUGAAAGAGAUUGAUGCUAAAAUCCGCGAAGAUGCAAGAAGGAAAAAGGCCGGUCCACGAGCAGAAGCAGGUUUAAGAAAUCCAAGGAGAGUUCGUAGAGCCUCGCAAGAAUCGAGCAACGAAUUCCUGCAUGAGGCCGAUGGCAACGGCCAACUGGCCCGUCGGGCUCAAGUCGGGCCCACCAAACUACACAGGCGGAAAAGUGGGCUCGAGCCCAAAACGGCCCAAAAGCAACCGUAUGACACCAAGUCAGAAGCCUCACAGACAACCCAAAUGUCUCACGGGUCGAGCAUCAAGUCGGUCCCUGUCCAGGUGUCAGCCUCGAGCGGCUUCGCAUGGGCCAAGCGGUCCAAGCAGCACGACGUGUUCACGAGGCCCAUCUCGAGAGGUCCGAAGCCAUAUUUGGCUGACCCAUCAAGCAUACUGCAUGUGAAUGACGUACUGGGCUCGGACGGCCAGGAGACCGACGAGUCUUCAGGCCGGGCCUACGUCUUGGAGCCCGGGAAACGGGCCCACAUCCAAAGGGCCGACACUUUUGAUUCGCAUGAUGUGUAUGAGUCCCCUGAAUUGCCAGAGGUUUAUGGCAACAAGAAGAAAGGGAGAGUUGCAUUCUCCGGUCCGAUUACGUAUGAGUCUCAAGAAAUUACGUCGAGGCAGUAUGAACAAGCUCGUCAAGUUCAUCGUCGAUCACGCUUUUACAAAGAUUAG
This is a messenger RNA of Striga hermonthica, 2046 nucleotides long. NCBI's taxonomy places the organism in Eukaryota, Viridiplantae, Streptophyta, Magnoliopsida, Lamiales, Orobanchaceae. The record is from the annotation of a GenBank genome assembly.